AUGAAACUUCAAGUCUUCGCUGUUCUCUUCUUGAUCGCAGGCGCUUCCGCCUUGCCUGCUGCUAGCGAGGUGGUGGUUGUAGAUGAAUUCCAAAACCAGUUAGCCCCUAAGAAUCAAGUUGUUGAUCAAAUAAGAUGGGUAAUUGAGCUGAUCAGUAACACCAUUAAGGGUCUGGGUUUGGAUCCAGUAGAAUGGGAGGGCAGCGGAUUCAAUAUUGAUAUACCAUUUUUACUGAAAUUCAAUGCAUUCCUUGAAAACUUCCGGUACGCCGGUAUCAGUAAUAUCCAGAUUAACAACCUGCAGUACGACCGCUUCUUUAAUAAACUAGACCUCGAUGUUUCUCUCCCAGAAGUCGUUUUUGAAGUCGGUGACUCUGGUCUCUACAUCAAUGUUUUAGCCUUCUUCGACAUACUCGAUGCUGAAUUCAGGGGCAGUGUAUCCCUCAAGUCAAUCCGUCUUGUUGCUGAAGUAAACGUUGACAUCAGUACCAUCGGCAUUUCCCUCCGCAGCCUUUCAAUCAACUUCAGCCUUGGUGGCGUUGAGUCCGACUUAACAUUCAAAAUAAACAAUCUGAAUUUGGACUUCUCCGGAUUGUUCAACGACUUCUUUAACGAAACAGUUCCUAAUUUCUUCGAAGAAAACGAGGAAAACAUUAACAAAUCCUUGGAAAUUGUUGUCAGCAUCAUCCUCCGUAUCAUCUGGGCUUAA
This is a messenger RNA of Danaus chrysippus (African queen), 708 nucleotides long. The record is from the annotation of a GenBank genome assembly. Lineage: Eukaryota; Metazoa; Arthropoda; Insecta; Lepidoptera; Nymphalidae.